AACAUCCCUUGUCUGGGAGGAGUUCCUCUGUCUACCAAAUCUACUGUGCCACCUUUCCCCCCCUCUUCUUAUGCUGCUACAAGUAGAAUGUUAUCUGUCCACUAGAUUAAGCAACAAUGGCAUUUGUGAAGAGCGGAUGGCUGCUCCGGCAAAGUACUAUUUUACGGCGUUGGAAGAAGAACUGGUUUGACCUGUGGUCUGAUGGCCGCUUAAUAUUCUACGAUGAUCAAAAUCGCCAUGAUAUUGAAGAUAAAAUCCACAUGCGAAUCCACUGCAUCAACCUCAGAGUGGGAAAUGAAUGUCGAGAUUUCCAUCCUCCAGAGGGGAAGCAGAGAGACUGUUUACUGCAGAUUGUUUGCCGUGAUGGGAGGACAGUCAACCUCUGUGCAGAGAGUGCAGAUGACUGCCUGGCAUGGAAAAUUGCUCUCCAGGACGCCAGAACAAACACAGGCUACGUGGGAUCUGAUGUGAUGUACGAUGAGACGGCCAUUUCGUCAGCCCCUCCUCCCUAUACAGCUUAUGCCACACCGUCACCUGAGGUAUAUGGCUAUGGCUACGAUCAGUACAAUGGUGCGUAUCCACCUGCUGGUCCUCAAGUCUUCUAUGCCUCCAGUGGACAAGCUUAUGCUGUUCCCUAUCAGUAUCCAUACCAAGGACCUUAUGGCCAGCCCCCUGCAAACCAUGUCAUCAUUCGAGAGCGUUACCGUGACAGCGAUGGAGAUCUUGCACUGGGCAUGCUUGCUGGAGCAGCGACUGGAAUGGCUCUGGGAUCAUUAUUCUGGGUCUUCUAGAUUACCCGUUCCUUAUCUUUGUAGUUCCAAAAAACUUUAUUGUGUGCAAUAAUAUAUUUGCAAUGUUGUUUACUGUUAAACUUUAAGAAAUGCAAUAGUUAUUUUUCAGUAGUGACAUCUUAAUAACUGAUUCUUAACUGUCUUAAGGAGAGUUUAAAGGCACCGUUUGGUUAAGUGGCUGGAGAUGGCAUGUGCUGUGCUUGAAUUCUGUCCUGAUGUUAGAAGGAUUUGUACUGAUAAGGAUCAAUGUGAGCACCAGUGUAACAUGGUAGCAGUCACUAGCUUUAUGAACAGACUGUUAUUGUGAACACCGUAGAAAAAAUGGAUUUUUUGAGGGGUCUAAAAUCUGGUCCAAAUAGGCAGUUUACAGGUGCCCUGCAUUAGUGUAUAUGUACUACUGGCUUCUAAACAUUCCCUGGACAAACAUAUAGCUCAGCAGAAACUCCUUGGCAUUAAGUAGUCUGCCAUGCUCAAGGAGUUUUUUGUUUUAAAACUUGCCUGCAGAUGGUAGUGUAUUUUCUCAGGUGGAGUUCUGUACCUGUCGCUCACACCAUCCAGGUGAAGUUGUCCUUGAGAACAUAAAAGCAAACCGCAAAGAAGUGGCAGCACUCCAGUUCUUUUAUUCUCCCAGAAAUGUGAAUGACCAGUAGCAGGCAAGACAAAUGUUUGUUGUUCCACCUCCCUCUUCAUCCCGAAUCACUCUGAUCAGAUGGAAGUAAUGGAUCUGCAGCUUUGCAAGUGGACCUCCAUUUCUGUAGAACAGUUGCCUCAGACACUGAGGCCACUGUCUAGUGUCUUUGCUCAUACUGCUGUUGCUCUGCAGAGUCUGCAGGAGAAAAACUGACUUAAACAGCCGCUGCCCUGUCGGGGCUACCAGAACCCCUCUGCGGGCAGUAAUAGUCAAGAGGGGAGAGACAACAGCACAAAUAGACCUUGCACACAGGCACUUUGGUAUCAGCUGCCUUGCCAGGGCUAGGAUAGAACGUCUGUCUCUUGGCCUCCAAGGUCUCCUGAACCAGGUUCAUUAUUUGCAACUAAAUUUUGAGCACAGCUGAGCCUGGUUUUGUUCUGUGCACGCUUCCCCCUCACAUUCAGCAGGUCUCUUCCCUCCAUGACUUAAAGAAAACACUCCAAGGAACCUGGCUGGCUUUGCUUGUGUCUGGUUCCUCAGUGUGCUCCUGCAGGCUGCUGUGCUGUGGGGUGUAACCUGGAGCACAGCUGUUACGGGUGUGACCUAUUACCUGAUCCUGUUGUUAUCCAUGCCGAGCUGUGCUUGGCAGGGGAAAGAGAGCUCUGAAGAAAUGCACGUGCUUUCUUAUUGAGGUAUAAGAGGCAGGGUGCCCAAGUUGAGUUCUUUAUAGAAAGAGGACUUAUUUUUAUACUUCUACUUUCAGCUUCCUGUAUUCAUACUGUUUUAAUAUGUUGUCUUUUUUAGGCUUUCAUACAGAAGUAGAUUAAUUUCCUUAAGGUUCAUGGGGUUUCGGGAUAUCUCAGGAAAGAUGAAAAUAGAUGAGAACUUGCACCCAUAUAAAUUUAGAUUAAGCCCUAACCUUUUUCAUCUCAUCCUAAAGCUGUCUUGGCUCUGUCCUACAUAUUAAAGCAAUAGAGGCCUUGGACAAGAGUUUGGGUAGAAGCCAGGGGGAGCACUAAGCUUUCACGACUGUUCGGACUAAUCCAACAAGCUGAAAGCAUCGGAAGUGAGCAGACAGAUGUAAUCUUGGCUGCAUGACAGAGUGGGCCUAAUCCACAAAACGUAAACUUGUUUCAAGGAACUUUGGUUUGGAGUCGUACAUCAAUGUGCAUGUGUAUCCUUUCACAGAUUAAUACAAGCUGCAUGUGUUCUGCCAGUGGUAUGUACUGAAAGGACUUGUUGGAUGUUCAAAAGAGAACUAAAGUAAAAGUUUCCUAUUGCUUGUCCAAACCAGAAGAAAUUGGAGUACACUACUGAAGUUCUCUUAGAGGCCUGGUACCCUUGAGGUCAGAAAGAGAUGGUGACUGUCUGGAACUUAAGUGAACAAACAUUUCUACCCUUUUUAAGCCUUGAGAUAACCUUGAAGCUGAUCCCAGGUCUACACUGCUGUUUAGUUUGCAUGUUACAGUAUACCUAGUUCUGUAGAAUGCCUCCCUUGCCUCUUCUCCCUGUGUGACAUUUAGCUUGUGAGGGGUGGGGGAGAAUAAAACAAUUGAACAUCA
Messenger RNA from Athene cunicularia (burrowing owl), 2984 nucleotides. RefSeq names its product pleckstrin homology domain containing B2 (gene PLEKHB2). The record is from RefSeq and is a predicted model, not a curated record. NCBI's taxonomy places the organism in Eukaryota, Metazoa, Chordata, Aves, Strigiformes, Strigidae. Gene Ontology annotation, cellular component: membrane. The transcript is spliced from 8 exons. Bases 117 to 791 code for a protein of 224 amino acids. Gene Ontology annotation, biological process: regulation of cell differentiation.